UCGACAAGAUGUUGCUCAACCGCCAGCUCAGUGUUAUUUUACAAAUCGGCUUGUUAUUGUUUGUAAUCAGCUGUGUGGAUGCCCAAUAUGCUCUCCGGGAUCAAACGGCACCCAAGCAGUGCGCGCGAUUUGGAGAAUAUUGUCAAACCCACUUGGAUUGCUGUACCAAGAUAUGCUUGACUUACUUGUAUCGCUGCACAAGAAGCUAUAGCAAUAUCUAUCCGUAUCCAUUUCUUAGUCCGCAAUACGAGCAACCCGGCUAUAAUAGCUAUACGGACGUUCUGGAUAACACAUUCGGUGAAUAUCAACCGAAUGUAGUCACUUAUGGACGACAAACGAGAGCUAUUGAAGAUCAGGUUAAAAUUGUGGCCAUCGACGCAGCUGGCGAUAAAGAAAGUAGCAGUGAGUCAGCGGCGAAAGUGACUGAGACGGAUGCUUAUGAAACUAUCACCGAAGUUGCUGCAAAUACUGAACAACCAACUGAAAGCAGCAAUGCCAUCGAACCUGAAGACUCUGAUACCCGUCAACAAUGCAAGGCAGUGGGCUCUAAAUGCUACCGAAAUGAGGAAUGCUGCACAGUACGCUGCCAUGGCUUUCUGCAUCAGUGUGUCACCUAAAAUCCAUUUUAAAUAUUUGUAUUUACUUACGCAUUACCUGCCAAAUAAAUCAAACAUACAUUUCUUUUAAAAAAUA
Molecule: messenger RNA, 693 nt
Organism: Scaptodrosophila lebanonensis
Lineage: Eukaryota; Metazoa; Arthropoda; Insecta; Diptera; Drosophilidae
Exons: 3
Coding region: 9-617 (202 amino acids)
Source: RefSeq, a predicted model, not a curated record